GAUUAUGACGAUGAUGCUAACGAUGAUGAUUAUGAUGAUGAUGAUGAUGAUGAUGAUGAUGAUGAUGAUGAUGAUGAUGACUGUGAUGCGGGGGCAGAUGAUCCUGAUUUUGAAAUGUUUUUUGAUGUGUCACGAUGAGAAAUAUGUUUUACGGAAGCUUACAUUAUACGGUUCCCACUGUUGUCUAUUAGCAAUCAAUAUUAACAGUUGCACUGCAUGA
Echinostoma caproni is the source of this 220-nucleotide messenger RNA. The record is from the annotation of a GenBank genome assembly. NCBI's taxonomy places the organism in Eukaryota, Metazoa, Platyhelminthes, Trematoda, Plagiorchiida, Echinostomatidae.